UGUAAUAUGUUCGGUACCUACCUACCUACUUACAAGUUUUUCUAUCUUCGAUAAAAAGUGUCGUCAAUUUGUGUUUUGUGUUGUUUUAGAGCUGGGUUUCGCUCUGUGUGGUGUCAUAACUAUUAGUUACAAACUCAAUAAAUAACUUAAUAGAAGAAUUCCAAGCACCAGAUUUUGUUAUUCGACAGUGUUGAUCAAGUCGACAAACUGGAUUAUAGAUAAUGAUGGACUCGGACUCGUCCGGCGCCGACUUCUGUCGGUUUUGUCGCUCGGAGGCAACGUCGGAUCGGCCUUUAUUCCACCCUUGCAUCUGUACCGGUUCGAUUAAAUGGAUCCAUCAGGAAUGCUUGGUGCAAUGGAUGAGAUACUCUCGGAAAGAAAUCUGCGAGCUUUGCGGUCAUCGCUUUUCUUUUAUGCCGAUAUAUUCUCCGGACAUGCCUCGCAGGCUGCCUAUCCGCGAUGUAGUGGGCGGCCUGGUGAUGUCCGUUGCGUCAGCCGUAAAGGACUGGCUCCAUUACACCCUGGUGGCUUUAGCCUGGCUCGGUAUCGUACCGCUUACGGCUUGCAGGACAUAUAGGUGCUUGUUCUCAGGCUCUCUGGGACCAGUUAUUUCCUUACCAUUUGAGAUUGUUUCUGCUGAGAAUCUUGCCAAAGAUGUUUUCUCAGGAUGUUUUAUUGUGACAUGUACACUUUUCUCUUUUAUUGGACUUGUGUGGUUGAGAGAACAAAUAAUGCACGGUGGAGGUCCAGACUGGAUGGAAAGAGAAAAUAUACCAGUUCCCCCACCAGAGGAUUUUGUACAGCCUGAGAAUAAUAAUGAAAGAGUUAAUGAAGUUGGAGGGGAUGACGGUGGAGCUCGUGAAGAAGGUAACGGAGUUGGUAACGGUAAUGGUGAAGGAGGUGGUGAAGAACCGUUAGUGGGCGAUGAAGCGAAUUGGAAUCCAAUGGAAUGGGAUAGAGCUGCUGCUGAAGAAUUGACAUGGGCCCGACUAUUAGGUCUUGAUGGGUCCAUGGUCUUUCUAGAGCAUGUGUUUUGGGUGGUAUCCCUCAACACUCUGUUUAUAGUGGUGUUUGCAUUCUGUCCUUAUCACAUAGGACGACUUGGGGCUGCCUUAGCAGGAUUAGCAACAGAAGGUCCUUAUGCUGGACCUUUGACAGCACUGGCUGGCUAUGUGUUAGUUGGUGCAAUACUUGCCGUACUUCAUGGCUUAGCUGCUCUGUUUCGGCUAAGGAGUGCCAAGAAAGCACUAGGAUUCUGCUACGUUGUAGUCAAAGUUGCACUGCUUUCAGUCAUGGAGAUAGGUGUGAUCCCUCUAAUAUGUGGAUGGUGGUUGGAUCUCUGUUCUCUCUCCAUGUUUGAUGCGACACUCAAAGAUCGUGAGUCAAGCCUUCAGGCGGCUCCCUGGACAUUGAUGUUUAUACAUUGGCUUGUCGGAAUGGUCUAUGUGUACUACUUUGCGUCAUUUGUGCUGUUACUAAGGGAAGUGCUGAGACCGGGAGUGUUAUGGUUCUUGAAGAAUCUGAACGAUCCUGAUUUCAGUCCAGUGCAGGAAAUGAUUCACUUGUCUGUCAUGUGUCACAUCAGAAGGCUGGUGUUGUCAGCCAUGAUCUUUGGCUCAGCAGUACUAUUCAUGCUUUGGAUGCCAAUAAGGGUCAUUAAAUAUGUGCUGCCCGGUUUCCUGCCAUACACUGUCUCCGUUCAUUCAGAAGCGCCAGUCAAUGAAUUAAGUUUGGAACUUCUUCUGCUUCAGGUGAUCCUUCCAGCUCUUCUGGAGCAAUCUCACACGAGGACGUGGUUAAAGAUGGCGGUGCGAGCUUGGUGCGUGUGCGCUUCUGGUCUCCUCGGCUUGAGAUCGUAUCUGCUUGGCGAGAUAUCGCGACAGGCUGAUCCUAAUCCGCCCCCACAUCUACCUCAUCAACUCGGUGUCGCUCAUCAAGCCCUGAUGCGUCGCGACGGUCCAGCGGCGGUGGAGCCCUACAUCCGCGUGUCGUGGUUCCCGCUAAGGUUGGCCGCGCUGCUUGUGCUGGUCUCUAUUUCGCUCGUGUUAGCGAGUGCAAUGACCCUUGUAAUUCCAGUAGCGAUCGGCAGAAAGGUGAUGGCGCUGUGGAUGCCUAAGGCGGCUGAGAGAGUUCACGAACUGUAUACCGCUGCAUGCGGUAUGUACGUGAGCUGGGCGGCGGGGCGGGCGGGCGUGGCGGCGGCGGGGUGGGCGCGGGGCGGGGCGCGCGGGGGCUUGUGGUCGCGCGCCGCGGUGUGGGCCCGCACGGCCGCCCGCGCCGCGCUCGCCGCCGUGCUACUGCUCGGGCUGGUGCCGCUCAUGUUCGGCUUGCUGCUCGAACUGGUUCUCGUAAUACCACUGAGCGUUCCCUUGGAGCAGUCCCCUGUGUUAUUCGUGUGGCAAGAUUGGGCUCUGGGCGUGUUGUAUACGAAGAUAAUGUGCGCCCUCACGAUGAUGGGACCCGAUUGGAGCAUGCGCCGUGCCCUCGAGAAAGCGUACCGGGACGGCAUCAGAGAAAUGGAUUUAAGGUUUAUCGUGGGGUCGGUGGGUGCCCCGCUGGUGCGGUGGCUGGGGCUGGCGCUGGCGGUGCCGUACGCGGCGGCGCACAGCGUGGCGCCCGUGCUGGUGUCAGGGGCCGCCCAGCGCAACCUGCUCGUGCGCCGCCUCUACCCCGCGCUGCUCCUCGCCGCGCUCUUCGCCUCGCUAGCGGCCUUCCAGAUCCGCCAGUUCAGAAAACUAUACGAACACAUAAAGAACGACAAGUACCUGGUAGGUCAGCGGCUCGUGAACUACGAUCACCGGAGACAGAAGCAGCAGCACAGCAGCGCCGUCACGUCGACAAACUGAAGCCUGUUCGCUCCGUGCCUCUAAAAAUUUAUAUCGAUCUCAUUCUAAGGGCCUCUGUCUAGGAGCGGCGUUUUCUCGACGAUUCUGAAGUCGAAACUUCUCUCGUACUUUCCUCCUUUCCCAUUAAGAACGAUAAAUAAAAAGGUUGCUUUUAGUAAAGGAAACAAAAAGAUAAAAAAUAAUUGAAGUGAUAUUUUAUUUGUUCCCACAUUGACCUGUAUAAUGAAAAGCAAUUUUAAAAAUAUCUAUACGAUUCAAUUUGUAUUAAUUAUUAGCAUAAAUUUUACAGUCUUCACCUCGUUCUCUAACCUUCUCUUCUGAACUAUUCUAAUACAACGAAAAUUUUAUUGUCACCUUAACUGCCAACGGUCGUCGUCGGCGCGUCGCCGGAAAAUCGUUACUUUGACCUAAAGGUCUUAGUUACCAUGUCAUAAAAUUCCUUAUAAAAAAAAAAAGAAAAUCGCUACUCUAACAAAGCACCGUUCCGCGGGUCGAUCGAAGCGGCAGUGAGUGUUGCACGCGUGUCGUCCUCAGUAAUAACAGUACAAAAUUGUUUUAGCACGAAUACGGGGUUUAAUAAAAAAAACCCGUCGGUUACACCACUGCCUUCCAGUGAAAAAAA
Molecule: messenger RNA, 3468 nt
Organism: Bombyx mandarina (wild silkworm)
Lineage: Eukaryota; Metazoa; Arthropoda; Insecta; Lepidoptera; Bombycidae
Product: E3 ubiquitin-protein ligase MARCHF6
Biological process (GO): ERAD pathway
Cellular component (GO): endoplasmic reticulum membrane
Molecular function (GO): zinc ion binding
Source: RefSeq, a predicted model, not a curated record